GUGGGCGGGCGCAGGUUGCUACAAUGAGUCCCCUUCCGGCACGGGGGACCGGAAGUUGUGGCCCGGCGGUGCCCACCUCGGCUCCGCAGCCCGAGAGCGCGGCCGCCACCGCCACCAUGGGCGGGAAGAACAAGCAGCGGACCAAGGGAAACCUGAGGCCUUCGAAUAGCGGCCGAGCUGCAGAGCUUCUUGCCAAAGAACAGGGAACAGUGCCUGGAUUUAUUGGUUUUGGGACAUAUCACAGUGACCUCGGCUAUGUUCCUGCUAUUCAAGGAGCUGAAGACAUAGACAGCCUCGUGGACUCUGAUUUCCGAAUGGUGCUGAGGAAACUUUCCAAGAAAGAUGUCACAACCAAACUCAAGGCAAUGCAAGAGUUUGGAACUAUGUGCACAGAAAGAGACACAGAAGCUGUAAAAGGGGUCCUCCCGUACUGGCCAAGAAUCUUCUGCAAAAUUUCCCUUGACCAUGAUCGCCGGGUUCGAGAGGCUACACAGCAAGCUUUUGAAAAACUUAUCGUUAAAGUAAAGAAGCACUUGGCUCCAUAUCUGAAAAGUGUAAUGGGAUAUUGGCUGAUGGCUCAGUGUGAUACAUACCCCCCAGCAGCAACUGCAGCCAAAGAUGCAUUUAAAGCUGCUUUCCCUCCAAGCAAGCAACCUGAAGCCAUAGCGUUUUGUAAGGAAGAAAUUACAAGUGUACUGCAGGAUCACCUUCUAAAAGAAACUCCUGAUACACUCAGUGACCCCCAAACUGUUCCAGAGGAAGAGAGAGAGGCUAAAUUCCAUCGAGUUGUCACGUGCUCCCUAUUGGCACUAAAGAAACUGCUUUGCUUCUUGCCUAACAAUGAGCUCGAUUCCCUGGAAGAGAAAUUUAAGUCACUUUUAUCACAGAAUAAGUUUUGGAAGUAUGGAAAACACAGUGUACCUCAGAUCCGCUCGGCAUAUUUCGAGUUAGUUUCUGCCUUGUGCCAACAUGUUCCCCAGGUGAUGAAAGAGGAAGCUUCCAAAGUGAGCCCUUCUGUCCUGCUUAGUAUUGAUGACAGUGACCCUGUGGUCUGCCCAGCUCUCUGGGAAGCUGUGCUCUACACACUGACAACUAUUGAGGAUUGUUGGAUUCAUGUAAAUGCAAAAAAGAGUGUAUUUCCCAAGCUGACGGCUGUGGUUCGUGAAGGUGGCCGGGGUCUUGCUGCUGUCGUACAUCCUUACCUCUUACCGUUCAUCAGCAGGCUCCCUCAGUCCAUUAUGGAGCCAAAGCUGGAGUUCUUCAAAAAUUUUCUCACCUCUCUAAUUACCGGGCUGUCAACAGAGAGAACCAAAACAAGCUUUUCUGAGUCCUCAGCUGUCAUCUCUGCGUUCUUUGAAUGCUUACGGUUUAUAAUGCAGCAGAAUUUAGGCCAGGAGGAGAUGGAGCAGAUGCUUGUCAAUGAGCAGUUGAUCCCAUUUAUUGAUACCGUUCUCAAAGAUCCAGGAUUGCAACAUGUGCCUCUAUUUAACCAUUUAGCAGAAACACUAAGUUCUUGGGAAGCCAAAGCCGAUGCAGAAAAAGAUGCUGAAACUGUUCACAAUUUGGAGAAUGUUCUGCUAAAUUUCUGGGAAAGACUGUCAGAGAUCUGUGUUGAGAAAAUCAGUGAGCCGGAAGCAGAUGUGAAGUCUGUAUUGAGUGUGUCUAACCUAGUAGGGGUACUUCAGAAGCCAAAGAGUUCGUUGAAGUCAAGUAGAAAGAAAAAUGGUAGGGUCAGGUUUGCCAGCGAGGCAUCUGAAGCUAAGAAGGAGGAUGAAAAGUGUGCAUCUUCAGAAGGAGAGAAUGGCGAAGGCUCUGAAGGAGCUACGGAGUCGUCUCUCCUUCAGAGUUCCUUAGACCUUGUGUCUCCCUUAAGGAAAAAGCCCCUGGAAGACUUAGUCUGCAAACUUGCAGAGGUGAGCAUUAACUUUGUCAACGAGCAGAAGUCAGAGCAGCACCUGCAGUUUCUCUCCACGCUGCUGGACUCCUUCUCCUCAGGCCAAGUAUUUAAUGUCCUCCUUGGUGACGAACAGAAGAACGUCGUCAAAGCCAAACCUCUGGAGGUAGGCAGACUCGCUCAAGAAAACCCUGCAGUGCAGUUCUUGUAUCAUAAACUGGUAGGCUGGCUAAACAACAGCCAGAAGAAGGACGGGGGCUUUCUCGUGGACAUCUUGUACAGCGCCCUCCGAUGCUGCACCAGUGACAUUGAAAGGAAAGACGUCUUGGAUGAUCUAACCAAGGAGGACCUGAGUUGGAGUUCUCUUCUUCAAGUCAUUGAAAAGGCAUGUUCUAGUUCAGAUAAACAUGCUUUAGUAACUCCUUGGCUAAAAGGCAGUAUUCUUGGAGAGAAACUGGUUGCCUUGGCAGACUGUCUGUGUGGUCAGGAUUCGAAGCCCUCAUCCUCAGAACAGUGGAAUCUGCUAAGACUAGCGUUGUCACAGCACCUUAAAAAUGAUUACUUGAUUGGAGAAGUAUAUGUUGGAAGAAUUAUUGUUAAACUUCAUGAAACUUUAUCCAAAACAAAGGACUUAUCAGAAGCUGAAAAUAGUGACUCUUUGAUGUCUUUUGUCUGUGAUGUGGCCUAUAGCUAUUUCAGCUCAACAGGAGGCUUGCUAAUGCCAUCAUCUGAAGAUCUGUUAUUAACUCUCUUUCAGCUGUGCGCUCAGAGCAAAGAACGAACACACUUGCCAGAUUUUCUGAUCUGUAAACUGAAAAAUACUUUGCUCUCUGGUAUAAAUCUAUUGGUCCAUCAAACCGCAAGUGCACAUGAGCAGAGUGCUUUCCUCCGUUUGUCUGUGCUGUGGCUGAAGGACCAGGUUCAAUCUUCAGCUUUGGAUAACACGAGUCUUCAGGUCCUCUUGGCUGCUGUUGGUGACCUGCUGAAUACUCUUGUAGCGAGCAGGGAUACUUCUCUUCUUGGAGUCUAUAUUGGAGGUGUAAUGCCCAGUGACAGUGAGUGGGAGAAGAUGAGGCGGUCUCUUCCUAGUCAGUGGCUACACAAACCUCUUUUAGAGGGAAGAUUGAGUUUAAAUUAUGAAUGCUUCAAGACUGACUUUAAGGAACAGGAUACACAGACUCUUCCCAGUCAUCUGUGCACGUCAUCACUAUUGAGCAAAAUGAUCUUGAUUGCUCGGAAAAAGAAAAUAGUCCUAGAAAACAAUGUCCUUGAGAAAAUAAUUGCAGAGCUGCUGUAUUCACUGCAGUGGUGUGAAGAACUUGACAAUCCACCAUCUUUUCUGACUGGAUUUAAUGCAAUGCUUCAAACAAUGAAUAUAACGUAUGACAACUUAUCCGUGCUUGGUAACACGUCCAGCCUCUUGCAGCUGUUGUUUAACAGAUCUAGAAAAAAUGGUACACUUUGGUCUCUUAUUAUUGCUAAGUUGAUACUUUCCCGAAGUAUUUCAUCUGAUGAAGUAAAACCAUAUUAUAAAAGAAAAGAAAGUUUCUUCCCUCUAACAGAAGGUAAUUUGCAUACCAUCCAGAGUCUCUGUCCAUUUUUGUCUAAAGAAGAAAAGAAAGAAUUUAGUGCUCAAUGUAUACCUGCUUUUUUGGGAUGGACUAAAGAAGACCUUUGCAGCAUUAAUGGGGCUUUUGGACAUCUUGCCAUUUUCAAUUCUUGCCUGCAAACCAGAAGUGUAGAUGACAAACAGCUCUUGCAUGGUAUAUUAAAAAUUAUAAUAAGCUGGAAGGAACAGCAUGAAGACAUUUUUCUUUUCAGUUGUAAUCUAUCAGAAGCAAGCCCGGAGGUGCUUGGUAUAAACAUAGAGAUCAUGCGCUUCCUCUCCUNGUUCUGUAUUAUUUGUGGUGUUCUGGUAGCAGCCCGCUUAUCUAUUUCAUCUCUAUUGUUUCCUUAGACGACCAGUGAGAAUCAGGCAUUGUAUUCUGUUCCACUUGUGCAACUGUUUGCCUGUGUCAGCUUUGAUCUGGCCUGUGAUCUCAGUGCCUUUUUUGACUCAGUAACUCCAGAUACUGUUGGCAAUCUUCCUGUAAAUCUGAUCAGCGAGUGGAAAGAAUUUUUUUCUAAAGGCAUCCACAGUUUGCUUUUACCUCUUCUGGUGACUGCUGUAGGAGAGAACAAAGACCUGUCUGAAACGUCCUUUCAGAAUGCAAUGCUGAAGCCCAUGUGUGAAACACUAACAUACAUCUCGAAGGACCAGCUGCUGAGUCACAAGCUCCCUGUGAAGUUGGUGGCCGGCCAGAAGACAAACCUGCCAGAGCACCUCCAGACCUUGCUCAAUACUUUGACCCCACUGCUUCUCUUCAGAGCCAGACCUGUGCAAAUUGCUGCUUAUCACAUGCUCUACAAACUGAUGCCUGAAUUCCCGCAGUAUGACCAGGAUAAUCUGAAGUCGUAUGGAGAUGAAGAGGAAGAACCUUCCUUGUCACCGCCGGCAGCACUGAUGUCUCUUCUUAGCACUCAAGAGGACCUUCUGGAGAAUGUCCUGGGCUGUGUUCCUGUGGGGCAGAUCGUUACCAUUAAGCCACUGAGCGAAGAUUUCUGCUAUGUUCUGGGAUACCUCCUUACGUGGAAACUAAUACUUACUUUCUUCAAAGCUGCUUCGUCUCAGCUUCGUGCUCUGUAUUCAAUGUACCUUAGGAAAACAAAGAGUUUGAAUAAAUUACUCUAUCAUCUGUUCAGACUUAUGCCAGAGAAUCCUACUUAUGGAGAGACAGCUAUUGAGGUAUCAAAUAAGGACCCCAAAACAUUCUUCACUGAGGAACUUCAGCUGAGUAUUAGAGGAACAGCAACUCUCCCGUACCACAUCCCACACCUGGCGUGCUCAGUCUACCACAUGACUCUAAAAGACCUGCCUGCCAUGGUUAGGCUCUGGUGGAAUAGCAGUGAGAAGCGGGUUUUCAAUAUUGUAGAUAGAUUCACAAGCAAGUAUGUCAGUAGUGUUCUUUCUUUUCAAGAAAUAUCUUCUGUACAAACCAGUACACAGCUAUUCAAUGGCAUGACGGUUAAAGCACGAGCUACUACUCGAGAAGUGAUGGCUACAUACACCAUCGAAGACAUAGUCAUCGAGCUCAUAAUACAGCUGCCCUCCAACUAUCCAUUGGGUUCCAUAACAGUGGAAAGUGGGAAAAGAAUUGGGGUGGCUGUGCAGCAGUGGCGCAACUGGAUGCUGCAGUUAAGCACUUACCUCACGCACCAGAAUGGAAGCAUCAUGGAAGGCUUGGCACUGUGGAAGAACAAUGUGGACAAGCGUUUCGAGGGGGUUGAAGACUGUAUGAUCUGCUUCUCAGUCAUUCAUGGUUUCAACUACUCUCUCCCCAAAAAAGCCUGCAGAACAUGCAAGAAAAAGUUCCACUCAGCUUGCUUGUACAAAUGGUUUACAUCUAGCAACAAAUCUACUUGUCCACUCUGUCGUGAGACCUUUUUCUGAGGUUUUUUAAAUUGUAAGUUGUCCCUGCAAUUGGUGAAGCCAGAGGCCCUGGAUUUGGCUCCAUCUUGAAGUACUGACUUGAAGAAGCCAGUGAGCAUGAUACAAUUGCCAUCUCUGCUCAUAUGACCUAAAAUCAGGCUCACUUCUUUCGAGAUUGCUUUGUAAAUCUUUUGAAACCUUUUUCUUUUACAAGAGAACAUUACAUAUUUGAGAGAAAAUAUUUAUAUUAAUGGUUUAGUCUCUUUGUAUAUUUAAAAAUAAAUAUAUCUCUUCUCAAAAAUA
Molecule: messenger RNA, 5666 nt
Organism: Alexandromys fortis (reed vole)
Lineage: Eukaryota; Metazoa; Chordata; Mammalia; Rodentia; Cricetidae
Gene: Ltn1
Product: listerin E3 ubiquitin protein ligase 1
Exons: 30
Biological process (GO): ribosome-associated ubiquitin-dependent protein catabolic process; rescue of stalled cytosolic ribosome
Cellular component (GO): RQC complex; cytosol
Molecular function (GO): ubiquitin protein ligase activity; zinc ion binding; ribosomal large subunit binding
Source: RefSeq, a predicted model, not a curated record